Molecule: messenger RNA, 744 nt
Organism: Saccoglossus kowalevskii
Lineage: Eukaryota; Metazoa; Hemichordata; Enteropneusta; Harrimaniidae
Biological process (GO): glutathione metabolic process
Cellular component (GO): cytoplasm
Molecular function (GO): glutathione dehydrogenase (ascorbate) activity; glutathione transferase activity
Source: RefSeq, a predicted model, not a curated record
AUGUCUGAAAAACAUUUAGCUACAGGUGACCCUCUACCGCUUCUAAAAGAUGGUACAAUUCGAUUAUAUAGUAUGAGAUAUUGUCCAUAUGCACAGAGGUCAAGAUUGGCGUUACUUGCUAAAGGAAUACAGUAUGAAACAGUUAAUUGCAAUUUAAAGUACAAACCUAAAUGGUUAUUUGAAAAGAAUCCUAAAGGACUCGUACCUGUGUUGGAACACAAUGGUAAAGUCGUAUUUGAAUCUUUGAUAGUAAAUGACUAUUUGGACCAGGAGUAUGUUGGUAAAAGACGACUGAAUAAUCGAGACAUUUACCUGAAAGCCGUGGAUGAUAUGGUUAUGAGUAUAUAUAAUGACAAGGUUAUACGCCCCUUUUUCAGACUGAAUUUGGCGGCAAGGACUGACACACGUGAAAAAACGAUGGCUCAGUUAAUGAAAGGGCUCCGGAUUGUAGAAACAGAACUUAAGAGACGAGGAACACAGUAUUUUGGAGGUUCUCAGCCUGGUAUGUUGGAUUACAAUAUGUGGCCUUUCUUGGAAAGAUUGAAGAAUACAGAAAUCAUAACGGGUGAAACAAUCUUCAGCGAUAAAGUCCCAUUAUUGGAUAAAUACAUAGAUGAUAUGAUGAAAGAUGGACCAGUGAAAGAAACGUAUACUUCACCUGAAGUGCAGUUGAAAUGGAUAAUGGGUUACAAGUCUGGUAAAUUACAGUAUGACGGAUUGGAAGAAGUUAAAUCCAAACUGUAG